AUGGCGUCUCAACACAGGAGAUCACGCGAGGCUCGCCCCGAGAUGUCCAUCGGUCGCUAUACGCGGCUUGAUGAGAUCGGGCGAGGCAGCUUCGCAACGGUUUAUCAAGGCAUGCAUACGAAAUCGAGAACUUUUGUAGCUAUCAAGUCCGUGAACUUGUCGAAGCUGAACAAGAAACUGAAGGAUAACCUUUCAUCCGAGAUUGACAUCCUCAAGGGCCUUCACCAUCCCCAUAUUGUGGCCCUGAUCGACUGUCACGAAUCCACCUCCCACAUCCAUCUGGUUAUGGAAUAUUGUGCCCUGGGGGAUUUGUCGCUGUUUAUCAAGCGUCGUGAUACCCUAGGCUCACAUAGAUACACCAAGGAGAUGAUCUCCAAGUAUCCCAAUCCCCCGGGUGGCUCGCUGAAUGAGGUGGUUACUAGGCACUUCCUCAAGCAGCUGUCAAGUGCGUUGAAAUUCCUCCGUGACCGAAACCUUAUCCAUCGAGAUAUCAAACCCCAAAAUUUGCUGCUGUGCCCAUCACCAUCAUCAUAUCGGACGGGGGCAGCCCAGGUGGUUCCUUUCAAAGGGAGCCAGGAUUCCUUUGAGCCCACAACCGGACUUGAGUCUCUCCCAAUGCUGAAAAUCGCAGACUUCGGCUUUGCCCGAUCUCUGCCGGCAACUUCACUGGCAGAGACUCUCUGUGGAUCUCCCUUGUAUAUGGCGCCUGAAAUUCUCCGAUAUGAAAAGUACGAUGCCAAGGCCGAUUUAUGGUCGGUAGGCACCGUUUUGUAUGAGAUGGUUGUGGGCAAACCCCCAUUCAGGGCCUCAAAUCAUGUCGAGCUGCUGCGCAAAAUCGAGAAAGGAGAGGACCGCAUUCGCUUCCCUGAAGAAAAUCCGGCUACGGAUGAAAUCAAGAAGCUGAUCAGGGGACUUUUGAAGCGGAACCCAGUGGAGCGACUCAACUUCCCUGAUUUCUUCAGCAACAACGUUAUCAACGAUCCCAUCCCUGGGCUGCUGGCCGAUGACGCCCCGGCAGCCCCCGAAUCACCGCGGCCCGCUCAGUUCGAAGGAAGGGCCGAGACAUCCCCCUAUGACAUCGAAUCCGACGAGAGAAUGCCAUAUCCCACCAGCCAUCGACCUGCCUCAUCACGUCGGAAAUCAGAGACCCCACCGACUGCUUCCCCUCUACGCCGGGUUGGCAGCACAGACCGGCCCGGCUUCGCCACCUCAAGGGAGCAGCAACGUGGAGCCACGCCGCCUCAACGGCCUGGUCCUGUGAGCCUUGCCACGGCACCGGGCCGCCAGGAGCUUACCGAACGUAAUGUAAGUACAGCGGCCAUGGAACGGCAAAGAAGUCGUAACACAUUAUCCGGCUCUCCCAGAACCACCGACUCGGCCGUUCGCUCCCGGGAGGAGCGGGACCGUGCUGCGCAGGAAGUAGCAUUCGAAAGGGACUAUGUCGUGGUGGAGAAGCGUGCCGUAGAGGUCAACGCUUUUGCGGACGAGCUCGCUCAUAGCCCGCGGCUUCAAGGCGGGCUCUCACGGCCAGGGCACGCGGGCCCUGGAGGUCGUCGUGCAACAACCCAGGGCAUUCCCACAGUCUCGCCCUCUUCUCCCCACACAAACUCAAGCAAGGCCAUCCAAGUCAUCCCGGGUCGUCAGCGAGCAGACUCCACCCACCAGCGUCAACAUUCUUACGAGCGACGCUAUGGACAAAGCCCUACAUCGGCAACGUCGGCUAUAUCUAAAGCUCUCAACAAGGCCAGCGGACGUCUUUUCGGAAUGGGCUUUUCUCCUCCACUCGCUAUCACUAAGGGCGGACGUUCUCCGCCCCUCGCCUAUAACCCCUUCCCCGCAUAUCCACCCACGCAUGCCAGUCUUUUAAUAACGGGAGAUGGUGCCAAGACAAACAUUGCUGUUGAUGAAGAUUGCAAGGCUGUCCAGGCCAUUGAGGAAUGUGCUACUCGCAGUGAUGUUGUCUUUGGCUUUGCCGAGGUCAAAUACAAGCAGCUUGUUCCGCUAGCCCCUUCUGCGCCGACUGACCCAUCAGCCAGACCCAUUGACCCUAGCAAUAAUCCGGAUUCUGCUGACUCUGACGAUGGACUGACGGUGGAUGCCAUUGUCACUCUAUCCGAGGAAGCAUUGGUACUGUACGUCAAAGCAUUGUCAUUACUUGCAAAAUCCAUGGACAUUGCUGGGGCAUGGUGGUCGCGCAAGAGUCGAGAAGAGGUCUAUGGUGAGUCGCCCGGCAAAGACAGCAUGAGCGCCGCUGCCGGCACCCGGAUCAACUAUGUCGUGCAAUGGGUGCGCAGUCGCUUCAACGAGGUUAUCGAGAAAGCCGAGUUUGUGCGCCUCAAGCUCAUCGAGGGCCAAAGGCGGCUGCCCUCCGACCAUCCAAGCCACCCUGACAACCACUCCAUCGGCCCUACGGCCGGCUCAAGCUCAUCUGCCGACGUGGUCGUCAGUCCUGGCGUCACAGCUGAACGACUGAUGUACGACCGUGCCCUGGAAAUGAGCCGUGCUGCUGCCAUCAACGAAUUGACCGGCGAAGAUCUCGCCAACUGUGAGAUCACAUACGUCACGGCAAUCCGAAUGCUCGAAGCCGUCCUCGAAGAUGACGGAACUCGGUCCACGCCGAGCGGGAGUGAGCGCCAGAGCGGCUCCCAGCCUGGCGACAAGAUUGUUCUGGACGAUCUCCAAGUCGAAGAUCGCCAGGUCGUCGUCAAACGUGAGUUCAAUCCCAAUUUACCCGACCCAGCCGAUGAAUAUUCACCCUACAAUACAGUCGUAUCCAGCAUGCGUGGCCGCUUGGCAUCCGUUCGCAAGAAGCUGGCUGUGUUGUCCAAGCGAUCUUCCGCGCCCACUCCGGUCGGCAGUGCGGGCAAGGUGCCUCCAUCUACUAUCUCACCCAUCUCAACUACAGGUAUCACACCACCAAGAUGA
This is a messenger RNA of Penicillium olsonii, 2925 nucleotides long. Lineage: Eukaryota; Fungi; Ascomycota; Eurotiomycetes; Eurotiales; Aspergillaceae. The record is from the annotation of a GenBank genome assembly.